ACUGAGCAACUAUACUCUUAUCUAUCAUUCGAUCCUCUUGUAAUCACCUUCGAGUGAGUGUAGUAAUGACGAGUUCUCGAGAGCGUUUGGUGAAGGCGGUGAAGCAGUUCGUGGAGGUUCGGUACAAGGUUUUCAGCAACCGUUAUGGCCAAAACAUCAUCGACAUCCUCGACUUCCCGAUUAAGGUUGUCUUGUCUCCUUUCACUCUCGCCUUCGACAUUGCCGGCUCUGCUCCUCGCGGCUUCGGCGUCCCCGAACUCAUCUCCAAGCUCUCCGCUACCUCCGUCUUCGCUAUAGCUGCUCUGGGAACUUAUGACAUUGCAUUUGAGCUGGGGAGGAAGGUGAUAUGUCAAAGGAAUUGUAACUCAUGUAAUGGAUGGCGGGCCUUACGCUGUACAAUGUGUCGAGGAAGCGGGAGGGUGCAUUAUCAAGUUAAGAAUUGCAACUUGAAGAGUGGAGAAAAAGCGACUGCUGAAUCUGUAGCAGAUGCCAUUGCCAACAACCGGGCUGAGUUGGUGCAUAUACCAUCGUCCUUGGAUUUUCAGAAACCAUUACCUUCAAAAGAGUGUCCAACUUGUGAUGGAACGGGUGUAAUGAGUUGUCAUGAAUGCAAACACAGAUUGCUACAUGUUAGGAUCUCAGCAGAUGAUAUUAUGGAGCCCCCAUGGCAAGCUUAUAAUGUCUUGAAAAAGAUUGAUUAUCCAUAUGAGCACAUAUUGCACAGCAUGAAAGAUCCCAGUAUUGCUGCAUUUUGGCUGAUUACAUUUCCUCAGAUUAUGGGUGGAUUUACCUAUGACGAUGAUGUGAAGCAGAAAAUAUGGUGGCAGUACAAGGAAAAUAUGCGGUAUGAUCAACUCCGAGAUGUGGUGGCCAAGAGAAAACCAGGGUGGGAGUAUCUGCAGGAUGCCUUGAUAUCUAUUGAUCCUGCCCGUGCAAGGGAUGAUCCUGUCAUAGUGAAAAAUGUCCCUUACUAUAAGGCUAAGAAGGCACUGGAGACAGAGGUUAUGAAGAUUGAUCCUCCACCAAGACCGCCAAAUUGGGGUGAGCUAGACCUUCCAUUGAAUGCAUCAUCUUGGAGUGAGGAGGAUCUCCAAGAUCCAGAUAAGUUCUAUGAAAUGACUGUUCUUCUUAAUGCCCAAAGAGAAAUCUCUGAUAAGAUCUUGGAUGCACAGUGGGAAACUAAAUGGCGUCAGGACAAGUUGAAUGAGAUGUUGGAGGCAAAAGUGAAGCCGUACAUCCAGGAUAUAGACAACGCAGUUCUUCCUGAGCCUAUUUUAUUAAAGCCACAAAAUCAGGAAAAGAGACAACGGCGGAGGUGGUUCUUCUUUUGACAACAUGGAUAAAGUUACUAUAUGCUUGAACAUGCUUGUUUGUAGUCCUAAUUUUUUGUUAUAAAUCUGUAACUAUUUAUUCACUGUUGGAUCCCCCCACAAGCACACAUGUUGUGCCUCUGUUGUGGCCAUCAUUUUUGUGGAGGAAACAAUUGUUUGUGACACAAAAAAUACAGCUUAUGAAAAGGAAAAUCUAGAGAAACAUAGUAGAACAAGCAACACAAGUCUUCUUCACACGGCCAAACCUUUGCUGAUGUUACAUUUGGUAUUAUGUCAAAUACAUUCCGAAGAUACCCUAUUUAGAUUAUUCCUUUUUAAUUCCGUGUUGCUGAAAUUCCCUGAAAAUCAAUCCGUAUGUGUUAACUACAAACUCCUAUUCUGAUCAAUGAACAAUCUUCAUUCUUCACUGUGAUGAAUAGGUGAACGUUAAAAUAAUCAAGUUGCUGGUUUGCUUUGA
Molecule: messenger RNA, 1788 nt
Organism: Glycine soja
Lineage: Eukaryota; Viridiplantae; Streptophyta; Magnoliopsida; Fabales; Fabaceae
Exons: 12
Coding region: 66-1331 (421 amino acids)
Cellular component (GO): chloroplast
Source: RefSeq, a predicted model, not a curated record